UUUCCUUAUCGAUGAAGUAAAAGGUUAAGGAGAACGCCAGUCCCUCUACUCGUCAUAUUCCCCAGCUCAAAUCUGGGCCAACUCGAUCCGCGUCCACCCAGCACCACCAGCAGGGCAGCCGCUCCUCCGGCCCCAAAAUCAGUCCUCCUCGCACGCAUUAACACACAGCGUUCUCUUUUUCUUUGGAAUCCUCCGCCGCACUCCAAAUCCAAGCUAUUUUUCCUACAGAACUUUUGAUUGCAGAUCUAUAUACUUUACUCACUCCUUUUCCUCUGUCUCGCGCCAACUGAAAUGUACGAUAAUCUUGGACAGCCUGGGGUGCCUAGACAGCCACCUAACUCACAACCAAAUCCAUUUGGGAGUUCCUUCUAUGGUGCAGGAUCUGAUCUUAUCAGAGGGGGAUUGGGAGCUUAUGGGGAGAAAAUCUUAGGAUCAAGUUCUGAGUAUGUUCAAAGCAAUAUUAGUAGAUAUUUUUCUGAUCCUCAAUACUAUUUCCAAGUGAAUGACCAAUAUGUGAGAAACAAAUUGAAGGUUGUUCUUUUCCCCUUCCUUCACAGAGGUCACUGGACAAGAAUCACGGAGCCAGUAGGUGGUAGGCUCUCUUACAAGCCUCCUAUAUAUGACAUUAAUGCUCCAGAUUUGUACAUUCCAUUCAUGGCAUUUGGAACAUAUGUUAUUCUUGCAGGCUUAUCAUUGGGUCUUAAUGGAAAGUUUAGGCCGGAAGCUCUAAAUUGGUUGUUUGCCAAGGGAUUGGUAGGAUGGUUUUUGCAAGUUGCUCUACUGAAAAUGUCAUUGUUUUCGCUGAGUGGCGGGGAGGCUCCUUUACUUGACAUUGUGGCAUAUGCCGGAUAUACAUUCACGGGAUUGUCUCUGGCCGUUGUGGGAAAACUUAUUUGGAGCUAUUCGUACUACGCUCUGAUACCCUGGAUAUCUCUAUGCAUGGGAAUUUUCUUGGUGAAGACAAUGAAGAGAGUUCUUUUCGCAGAGGUGAGGAGUUAUGAUUCAAGCCGGCAUCAUUACCUCCUCCUCUUCAUUGCCAUGGCUCAGUUUCCCCUUCUCAUUUGGCUUGGAAACAUCAGUCUAAAUUGGCUUUUUUAAGCUGUAUCAAGUUGUGCUGUAGUUCGGGACAGCUCAUUAGUAAUGACAGUAUUCCAAGUUUUGUAGUCGUAUUUUAGUUGUUUAAUCUCUUUGGGUGCCUUGCCAGUAUUACCGUAUUGAAUUGUUUCUUUA
Messenger RNA from Coffea eugenioides, 1230 nucleotides. Its product is annotated as protein YIF1B-like. Gene Ontology annotation, biological process: endoplasmic reticulum to Golgi vesicle-mediated transport. The transcript is spliced from 5 exons. Gene Ontology annotation, cellular component: Golgi membrane; endoplasmic reticulum-Golgi intermediate compartment; COPII-coated ER to Golgi transport vesicle. The record is from RefSeq and is a predicted model, not a curated record. Lineage: Eukaryota; Viridiplantae; Streptophyta; Magnoliopsida; Gentianales; Rubiaceae. Bases 292 to 1098 code for a protein of 268 amino acids.